AGAUAGCUCACCAACACGGCUAUCGACCAAAAAUUUUAGCUUUCGAAUCCAUACAGUUACAAGUUGACUGGAAACGCUACGAAGAGGCACAUCUCUGCGAUUCAGAAAUUAAAUUUGUUUGUGCCGCUCUCCACUUUCUGCUUUCAAAAAACGAGAAAAAAAUGUUAAAAUUAUGUCUUUUUAUGGAAUAUUGAAAAUACCAAAAUUUGUGUAGAUUAUUGCUGUAGAUCACUCUUCGCUGAUUUAAUUUUACACUUUCGCCGAUGUGAUGCAAUGAUGACAACUCAGAAUAAAAAUAGCAAAACUCAAAUACAAUGGAAUCUUUGAGUUCGUCACACAAUCGCCCAUAAGGAAAAAGGUGAGAACGCCUAUGUUCAUAUGACAUGUCAUCUCCCACCCCAACGACACCUCUAGACGAAUAUCCCACUAACCUGUCCCUGCUCGACAUCAGCCUCAUCGUCAUCCUCACCAUCAUCAUCCUCAUCACCAUCCUCGGCAACACCCUGAUCAUCACAGCAGUCGCCACCACUCGCAGACUUCGCACUGUCACCAACUACUUCGUCGUCAGUCUGGCAGCAUCCGACCUGCUCGUUGGCUUACUAGUCAUGCCUUUUGCUGUGGUCAAGGAAGUGACCGAUGGUUUGUGGCUCUUUGGACAAGUCGCGUGUGAGUUGUGGGUGUCGCUGGAUGUAAUGCUGUGCACAGCUUCUAUUUUGAACCUUUGCUGUAUAAGUCUAGAUAGGUACUUUGCAAUUACCCAACCAUUGGCCUAUGCUGUAAAGAGAAGUGUUCGACUCGCAUUAAUUAUGAUUGGUAUAGUGUGGUUAGUGAGCGCUGUCAUCACGUGUCCACCCAUGUUUGGAUGGCAUGACCGCGGCACUAAUCAAAAUGACACCCAAUGUGCCUACAUUGCAGAUCAAGGAUACGUUGUCUACUCUGCUUUAGGGUCAUUUUACAUCCCGGCUUUCAUUAUGGUUUAUGUCUAUUGGAGGAUAUUUGCUGUAGCUCGUAAGCGGCAGGCAGUCCUAAUGCAAGGCACUGGUGGCAGCGCUAAUGCGAAAGAUGGACACGGGUCAGACAGCAAUUCCUCUACUCUAGGAGAUAAUUCAGUACCAACGGACCACCAGCGCAUGUUGAAGGAACAAGGCCGACAAGAUUCUGCUCCAACAGAAGAAACAACGCUUCCACUGUCACAGGUUCGUGGAAGCAGUACCAGGAGUAGCAGUGGAAGGCGAAGAAGUUCCUUUUCACUCAUACGCUCAUCAGCAUUCUUCCUACACCGUCAAAACACGUACAACCCAAACGUGACGACGAAACUUUACCACCAACAGAACCACGAGCACCAUCACGAAGAAAAGGAUUACCAGCAGCAACAGCCCACCGAAAACGACAACCCACACCCCUUAGUCAGUCGGAACAAAUCUCAGGAAGACCCCGACCAGGGCUCCAACUACAACUACCACUGCCAGUACUGCAACCCAAAAAAAGAAUCUCAAAAACCGACUCGUUUGACGAUACGAAAGAAAGACGGUUACGAAAGAGCAGCUUUCCAGCGCGAGAGAAGAGUUGCCAAAUCCCUCAGUGUCGUUGUUGGAGGAUUUAUCAUCUGUUGGCUGCCCUUCUUCACCGUCUACUUAAUUGAGCCAUUUUGCCAAAGCUGCGUCUUCCAUCCCACGCUUACAGCUUGCUUAGUCUGGCUGGGUUGGGUAAACUCGGCCAUCAAUCCAUUCAUUUAUGCUUUGAACAAUAAUGAUUUUAAAAAGGCAUUUUUGCGUUUGACUAUAGACAAGUGUGGAUGUUGUAGGAAAACUAGAAAAGGCCAUGACCCUCAGCAGUUCAUUUGAAAAAUUAUAAAUGAAUAUAUGUAUAAGUGAUAUCUGAAUGCUGCUGUAAAAAAAGCGUCUCGGGAAAUUUCCUAUCUGUCCGAAGUUGACAGUUAAAUUUGAUUAAAAAAAUGUGACUGAUUUUUCUCGAACUAAAAACCAAGUUUGAAAUUAUUACUUUGAAAAUUCAGCCACAAUUUACGCAAGAAGUUUAAGCCAGGAUGGUUCAAACGGAAGAAAGUAUGUAAGUUUAAGAUGACUUAAUCACUCGUGGUUGAUUAAGCGUAAACAACCAUUAAGUUAUAAAUGGAAAGGAGAAAAAAUGCGAAACCAUAAUUGAAGGGAGAAAUGUAAGCACGCAUGAAAAAAAUUGUGAAUGAUGGGGAGAAUGAGGUCAACUGGUUAAAACAGACAGCCAUGGUUGGCGGAAAAAUAUAAGUCAUGACUGGUGGAAAAAAUACUAUCACUCAUGACUGAAAACGAAACUAUAAUUGAAGGGAGAAAUGAGGGCAACUAGUGUAAAGAGAGCAGUCAUGAUUGGAUAAAAUGUGAGUAAUGGCUGAUUGGAAAAAUGCUGUAAAAAAGCAAAUAUGAUUGAAGGGAGAAAAAAAGGCAAACACUGACUUUAAAUGAGUUGCCAUGACAGAAGUAAGAAUGGUUAGUAAUGGCUAAUGGAAGAAUGGUGCCCAUAAUUGAAGGGAGAAACGUAAGUACUCGUGUUUAAAUUGAGAGAAAAAAUACCAAUUGUGAUUGAAGGGUGAAAUGUAAGCAUUCGUGUUUGAAUUAAAAAAUGAUGCUAGCUGGCCGAAAUAAAACACUUGAACAACCAUGAUUGAAAUGAAAAAUACAAGCCAGAACUGGUCGUGUAAGAAAUAUGUUCGUAUUUUUCGAAUUAACUGGUAAACGUAACAAUGAUUGAAGUGAGAAUUCUUAAAAUUAAAACUUGUACAAUACUUACCUGCAAUUAAAGCGCUACGGAAUAUUUACAUUUUAUAAAAAAGAACUGAUAGCCAUCUCAUUCCCUACCGAUUACACAUCUGUUAAUAAUUAUCUAUCUCAUUACUCUAGUGUUUUAUAUUGUAAUUCGAAUGAAUUAUAAGUAGGUAAAAGAAAAACUUUAUAAUAGUAAGAGAGAAACGGAUAAUUUUCCAUUAAUUCUAUUUUUGACAAAAAAAAAGAACUAAUUCAUGUUAUGAUGAUAAUGAGUAGUCCAUUAGGUAGAAUGUAUGUAAGUAUAAUUUACAAUCCAUUUUCAGUUGUUUACUGAAAUUCUUCUACUGACAGAAAAUCUAAUUGGGAUUUAAAAAAACACUACAAAUAGAUAUUUAUAUUACUAUUUCAUAUAUUCACGAAAUUGAUAUAUCUGUGAUGUUUACUAAAUAUAAAUGUUUAAUGCGAAAAAAUACGUACUUUAAUAUCAUUCUGGAUAGAUUCUGUCAAUAACGAACAUAACAAUUUAUACGUAACUUAAUAGGAAUUACUCAAAAACGUACGAAAUGUCUUAAUUAAUAUUUUAAAAACUCUCUAAUUACAAGGUUGAAUAAUAUGCUUAUGUUUUCUUUUGGUAUACUAAAUCAUUUUUCUUAAUUAGAUAAUUCCGGUAUCAAUAAAAAAAAUGGGAGAAAGCUGGCUAUUAAAAGUUUUGGUUUAAUUUAAAUAGGAAUAUCUGAUUUCAGUUUGCCCCAGCCUUUGAAAAGUGAGUUUUAGCUUAAAAUUUACGAAAGGGAAAACUUAAACAUGGCUAUAUUGUUAUAUAAAUAUAAAAUGAGAUAAAUCCAGAGACAAUAAAGCAAAUAGUAAGUUAAAAGGAUUUUGUGUAUAAAAAGAGCUGUUUUUUAUAUAUAUCUACCUAUUAAACGUCUAACAACUAUCUUUACAGAUGCUGUUUCUUAUAUAUUUGUUAACGCUGAAUUGAAUUAAAUCAAAAUUGAGUCAAUAGAAUUGAUAGUUCUGAAGUUACAAAGAUUUAUCGAUUAAACUAAUAUUUAGUAUAAUUUAGUAUAUCGAUUAAAUUAUUAUUUAGUAUAUCGAUUAAACUAAUAUUUAGUAUAUCGAUUAAACUAUUAUUUAGUAUAUCGAUUAAACUAAUACUUAGUAUAUCGAUUAAACUAAUAUUUAGUAUAUCGAUUAAACUAAUAUUUAGUAUAUCGAUUAAACUAUAGAUUACAUCGAUUAGACUAAUAUUUUAGGAGUUAAAAGGGUAUUGUGGUAUAAUUUUUGCCGAAAUAACUUUGGAACAAUACUCUAAUCAGUGAACUUUUGUGUUAUUAGUUCUAUCAAUAGAAUAAAGAUCAAUUCAGUAUAUUAAAAAAACAUUCAUAAGAAACAAUACCUCACUUGUCUAAGCACACACGCAAAUAGGAAUAUGACGCGUAAAUCAUUGAAAAAGGGAUUCAAAUAUCCAUAUUGGAUGUACGCCACUACUUUUAAACCAGUUUCCGCUUUUUCCUUACCCUUUUGCUUUCUUGUACCAGAAGUAGACCAUAAUGGCAGGCAUGAACCAGCAUGCUAAAUGCCGUAAGCAAAAGGUUAAUUAUUUCCAUGUUUAAUUACUUACCUAAACGACAAUAUUCAAUGGGGGGAAAAACAUUCAUAUAAAACAUCAUAUACUCUAUAGCUGAUUAUUAAACUUCGUUCACUAAACUUUUAUAAAUCUUUUACUAAACUUCUACUAAGCUACGAAAUUAAGAGUCUAUUCUAGUUUCUGGUUUUGCUAAAUUAAUUUUUAAUUUUUUUUGAAAAAAAUUGACCGUCUGGUAUGUGAAUGAAGAAUUUUAACGAGUAUUUGUCUAACCAAAAAUAGUACAACACCUUUUUUCCAGAGUAAAGAAUAUUUUCUCUAUAGGAAAACAUUAAAACAUUUUGAGAAAUUAUUUCGUUUUUUUAAGAUAGGUUUGCAAUUUACAGGUUUUCUCAAACUAAUUUUUCUGUUCAGAAAAAUUAAAAUCUUUUCUUUUUACUA
This is a messenger RNA of Parasteatoda tepidariorum (common house spider), 4785 nucleotides long. RefSeq names its product 5-hydroxytryptamine receptor 1D-like. NCBI's taxonomy places the organism in Eukaryota, Metazoa, Arthropoda, Arachnida, Araneae, Theridiidae. Gene Ontology annotation, biological process: positive regulation of MAPK cascade; adenylate cyclase-activating adrenergic receptor signaling pathway. Gene Ontology annotation, molecular function: G protein-coupled receptor activity. Gene Ontology annotation, cellular component: plasma membrane. The record is from RefSeq and is a predicted model, not a curated record.